GCUUUUCCCAUUUCUCGCAGCAUUGGUACUUUUUCUUGUUUCGUUUGUUUUGUUUUUUUAGGUGGUGGGUGUGGGCGCGAUCCGGCCUUAUCUCUCUGCUUUGUCUCGCCUGCGCCGGCCUUGCCUGGAAGAUCCCUCUUCUCGCCCUUUAUUCUGCUCUACAUACGCUCCCACGUGCAUGGUUUACCGUUGGUCACUGCGCCCGUAGCUCUUGUGCGUAAAAACAGCUUGAGACCUUCGUUCGCUCUCGCGAUUGCUGCGUUGGUGUCGCUCGCUUUACUUAUUCGAGUGCCGAAAAAAAACAAGAGAGAUGCUAGCUCUCGCGUUGCUCGUGGCUUUUGCAAGCUGCUUCUACGCUGUCAUCGCGCAAGAAGCAGCAGGCUUCGAUGCGAGCUACCAGGAGCCAUGGGUUCUCAACGUCAGUGUCGGCGGUAUGUUUGACGAGAUGCCUUUUUGCUCUCGGGUGUGUUCUCUAGCUGUGCUCGAGUCGACCGGGUGCCAUCCUCUAGACACUGCAUGCUUCUGCGCCACUCCCACCAUGGCUCCAGGCAUUGAGUCGUGCCUAAGUUGGUUCUGUCCUGUACUUGCUUAUUACGAAGGAAGUUCCUUGUACCACACGACAUGCAAUACUGGCAUCCGGAAUUCGUCCGCGCCUCUAGUAAGCACUGUGACGGCUGUCGCCACCAUUGCUUUUGUAGCAGUCACCCUAAGAUUCCUGACACGCAUACCCCCGCUCUCCAUCAAAUGGGGUGCAGACGACUGGCUAGUCCUGGCCAUGGUGCCAAUCGCAGCCUUCUUCCUCGCCAGCAUCCUCAAGGCUGUAGACCUUGGCUUCGGCCAAGACAUCUACAUGCUUACACCUCGGGAUGUCGCAGAAAUGACAAAGUACUACCAUUUCGAAGAGCUGGGAUACGUACUCCUGACCUUUCUGACCAAGAUGACCGUCUUGACGUUCUACCUGCGCAUUUUCCCCAUUGGCAAGAUCCGUCAGGUCGUCUAUGCAUUCAUCGCUAUGUGCACAUGCCUGCUUAUCUCCAUCUUUCUGGCCCACUUUCUGCAAUGCGUACCCAUCUCCUUUAUCUGGGAACAGUGGGAGGGCACCCUGGUCCCCAAGCCAAAGCACGUUGUGUGCGGCGUUAACCGCGACAACCUCAAUUUUGUCUUUGGCAUCACAAACGUCAUCAUGGAUGGCAGUAUUAUGGUGCUACCGAUUCCGCGCGUGCUCAAGCUGGAUCUGCGCUGGCAGAAGAAGAUUGCCGUGCUGUUUGUCUUUUGCAUUGGUUUCCUAAUCACCGGUAUAGCGAUUGCGCGCAUCUCGAUCCUGCUAAACGGGAGCUACACCAACAACACGUCAUGGAACCUCGUCCCCGUCGUAAAAUGGUCCGCCAUAGAAAUCUUCCUUAGCAUCGCAAUCACGUGUUUCCCGCAGAUGCACGUGCUGGCUAAAGCCCUGCUGGGCACUUGCAUCAAGUUCGACACGGCUACCAACAACCGCCCUGGCAAGCUGAGCUACGGCGUCUCGUCCUCGAUGCACACGGGCGUGUCGCAUUCGAAGAAGCAGCCAGAGGUCUUGUAUGAGAAUCUGGAGUUGGGCUUCAAGUAAAGUAAGUGGCCCCUUAUAUAUCUGUAUGUCUGCAUGUGCGGGGCAAGCGAGAG
Molecule: messenger RNA, 1656 nt
Organism: Exserohilum turcica Et28A
Lineage: Eukaryota; Fungi; Ascomycota; Dothideomycetes; Pleosporales; Pleosporaceae
Exons: 7
Coding region: 311-1603 (430 amino acids)
Source: RefSeq, a predicted model, not a curated record